Molecule: messenger RNA, 1528 nt
Organism: Chrysochloris asiatica (Cape golden mole)
Lineage: Eukaryota; Metazoa; Chordata; Mammalia; Afrosoricida; Chrysochloridae
Product: argininosuccinate lyase-like
Exons: 15
Coding region: 82-1416 (444 amino acids)
Cellular component (GO): cytosol
Molecular function (GO): argininosuccinate lyase activity
Source: RefSeq, a predicted model, not a curated record
GCACGCCGCGGAGGUGGUCAAUCACGUCUUGUUUUACAGAUCCAGAGGACCGAGGCGCCAGACUACGAGGACCUCCCCAACAUGGCAUCAGAGAGUGGAAAGCUAUGGGGCGGCCGGUUUGUGGGCUCUGUGGACCCCAUUAUGGAGAAGUUCAACUCGUCCAUCGCCUACGACCGGAACCUGUGGGAGGUGGACAUCCAGGGCAGCAAGGCCUACAGCAAGGGCCUGCAGAAGGCGGGGCUCCUCACCAAGGCUGAGAUGGACCGGAUCCUGCAAGGCCUGGACAAGGUGGCUGAGGAGUGGGCCCAGGGCACCUUCAAACUGCACCCCAAUGAUGAGGACAUUCACACUGCAAAUGAACGGCGGCUGAAGGAGCUCAUCGGUGACACUGCAGGGAAGCUGCAUACUGGACGAAGCCGGAACGACCAGGUGGUCACAGACCUCAGGUUGUGGAUGCGACAGACCUGCUCGGCACUGUCUGCCCACCUCCGGGAGCUCAUCCGAAGCAUGGUGGACCGGGCAGAAGCGGAACGGGAUGUCCUCUUCCCAGGUUACACACAUCUGCAGAGGGCCCAGCCCAUCCGCUGGAGCCACUGGAUCCUCAGCCAUGCGGUGGCGCUGACUCGCGACUCGGAGCGGCUACUGGAGGUGCAGAAACGCAUCAAUGUCCUGCCCCUGGGGAGCGGGGCCAUUGCAGGCAACCCUCUGGGUGUGGACCGGGAGCUACUCCGAACAGAACUGAACUUUGGGGCCAUUACCCUCAAUAGCAUGGAUGCCACCAGUGAACGAGACUUUGUGGCUGAGUUCCUGUUCUGGGCAUCAUUAUGCAUGACCCACCUCAGCCGGAUGGCCGAGGAUCUCAUCCUUUACGGCACCAAGGAAUUCAGUUUCGUGCAGCUCUCGGAUGCCUACAGCACCGGCAGCAGCCUGAUGCCCCAGAAGAAAAAUCCAGACAGCCUGGAGCUGAUCCGGAGCAAAGCGGGGCGAGUGUUCGGGCGCGAGGACAAGGAAGCUGUGUUUGAAGUGGCAGACACCAUGAGCGCUGUGCUGCAGGUGACCACUGGUGUCAUCUCAACACUUCAGAUUCACCGUGAGAAUAUGGCGCAUGCGCUGAGCCCUGACAUGCUGGCCACAGACCUUGCCUACUACCUGGUCCGCAAGGGGAUGCCAUUCCGCCAGGCCCACGAGGCCUCUGGCAAAGCUGUGUUCAUGGCUGAGACCAAGGGGGUCGCCCUCAACCAGCUGACCUUGCAGGAGCUACAGACUAUCAGCCCCCUCUUUGCAGGUGACGUGAGCAAGGUGUGGGACUACGGGCACAGCGUGGAGCAGUAUGGUGCCCUGGGUGGCACAGCGCGUUCCAGCGUUGACUGGCAGAUUGGCCAGGUGCGGGCGCUGCUGCGGGCUCAGCAGGCCUAGUCCCCUGCCUCAUCCCAAAUAAAGCCAGAGAGAGGAGGCUGCCACUCAUUUCCUGUCCACCUGUCUCCCCCCAUGGUGGGCUUCCAGGGCCUUGGGCACAGAGAGUGGGGAC